AUGGCAACUAUACAGCGACGUUUAUUAAAAGAGUUUAAAACUGCUCAGGAAAAUUCAGCUCAAGUCAAUAAAUUAGAACCAAAAGGAAAUGAUAUUUUACAAUUGGAAGCUAAGAUUGUUGGACCAGAUAAUUCACCGUAUGCUGAUCAUAUCUUUACUCUUGAUAUUAAUUUGCCAACGGAUUUUCCAUUUAAACCACCUAAGGUUAAAUUCGUGACACCAGUAUAUCAUCCAGCAGUCAAGGAUGAUGGAAGUAUUUGUCUCGAUGUUCUUGGUGAAAAAUGGACACCAAAUCUUUCAAUUGUUACAAUUUUACUUCAAAUAAUCGAAUUGUUGGCUGAUCCAAGUACUGAAAGUCCUCUUGUAUCUGCUAUAGCCCAACAAAUUCUUAAAAAUCCAGAUGAAUUUUAUGAAACAGCUCGAAAACAUACAGUAGCCCAUGCUCAACCAAAACCGACGCAAUAA
Molecule: messenger RNA, 465 nt
Organism: Rotaria sordida
Lineage: Eukaryota; Metazoa; Rotifera; Eurotatoria; Philodinida; Philodinidae
Source: the annotation of a GenBank genome assembly